AUGCAAUCCAUCAAGGUCUUUAUCCGCUGGCGUCCUCUGUCAACAGCCGAAUCGGCUGCUCCAGAAAUCGACCGAACACAGCAGUGUCAUCCCUCCAACAAAAAGGCCUCUCUCGCAGUCACUCCACCCCCGUCUCACAAGCUUGCCCGCCCCUGGAAGAGUGAUUCUGCAUUCACUCGUAUUUUCGACGCAUCCGAUACCAACAAAGCUGUCUUUGAUGCUGUCGUGGGGCCCACCCUCCCGCGUGUGCUGAACGGGGGGUCAUGCAAUUUUUUCGCCUAUGGACACUCAGGGAGCGGCAAGUCACACACGAUCAUUGGAUAUGACUUUGAACACUCUGAUGAGUUCGGGCUGUGUCUAUCCGCUGCCCGCGCCCUGUACGAGCAUCUGAACGAGAUCAAUAAUGGUCUAGAAGAAAAGGGGGGGUUUAUGCUUGGAUUGUGCAUGUACGAACUACGCAAGAACGUUGCUUUUGACUUGCUCAAUGACAGGUGCAAGUGCCACAUUCGAGAGGGCUCUGAUGGCAAAACUCACAUACGGGGUGAGACCGAGACGUUGGAGGAUGGGAAAGUCCGAGUUCGUCCGAUUGCCACGAAGGCAGGCCGAACCUUUGACGAGUUUCAUGCUGAGUUGCUGGGUGGAAUUCAACGCAGAGCCACCGGAACUUCCACCGUACAUGACCAGAGUUCACGAACUCAUGCGGUGUUUGAGAUUGAGAUUCUCACAGAAGAACUAUUGGAAGCGCGCGAUGCUGUCGUUGAGCGGCAGUCCGAGCUCGUCCCUGUGGCCAAACGAGCGACGGAUAUCUAUCUAGAGGAGAACACGAAAGCAUUCAUCCUGACACCUGAAGGGAAAUACGCACCCAACCCAGACUAUCAGAUCAACCAGCGAGUCAUCGAUGAAGCAGAGGCCAAGAAAGCGGAAUUUGAGUCUUAUGUCCAAAAGGCAGAGGACCAUGUUUCAGACAUCAUGAAAUCAUCGCCGCAUGCCUGUCUUGGUGGGAAGCUCGUAUUUGUCGAUCUGGCUGGGUCGGAAUACUACCAUGACAAGAGCACGCCUUCCACCCCUCGGCCAAAACAGUCGCCUCAGGAGCAACAAGAAGGGCGACAGAUCAACACCGAUCUACUGUCGCUGAAGGAGGUGAUCCGUGCCAGGGCGCAGGGACAGACUCGCAUUCCUUUCCGCUCGUCGCCCCUGACCAUGGUCCUGCGCGAGCACUUCUUGGCCCGUGAUGGAGAUGACAGUGUCUCGGCAAUGAUUCUGACUGCAUCACCAUCUUCGCAGCAGUUCACCGCGACCAUUGAUACUCUGAAAUAUGGGAAUCUGAUCGGUGUGGCCGGGGACAAGGCGACGGGUCGUAAGUAG
Messenger RNA from Aspergillus clavatus NRRL 1, 1365 nucleotides. RefSeq names its product kinesin family protein. Gene Ontology annotation, cellular component: kinesin complex; microtubule. The transcript has a single exon. Lineage: Eukaryota; Fungi; Ascomycota; Eurotiomycetes; Eurotiales; Aspergillaceae. The coding region runs from base 1 to 1365 and encodes 454 amino acids. Gene Ontology annotation, biological process: microtubule-based movement. Gene Ontology annotation, molecular function: ATP binding; microtubule motor activity; ATP hydrolysis activity. The record is from RefSeq and is a predicted model, not a curated record.